GCUCUCUGCAUCCCACUAUUAAUGGGAGGUGCAGGGGAUAAUCACACCCAGCAUCCUCACAUCUAUUCACAAAUCUGUGACGUGUACCAGACUCCACUCCCAACAACAAUAAGAAGGGAGGUGGAAACAUGCUGCUGUGCUUCUUCUGUACUGCCUGCUCAUAUCUGGGAAAGGCUGACUGCUUUCUUAGAGCAGCUCCUGCACUGGACAUAACAGCUAUUCCCUCUGCAGUCUGGAGCUGGAAAGUAGCUUCAUCCAGGUAUCUUCCCAAGAGACAUAUCAGUAACAGUGUAGGAGACAAGCUUGCUGCUGAAGACCAUCUCAUACCCCUGAAGCCAGGUCUCUGACUACAGUAUCCAUGGCAACACAAUGAGAGAUCCUGGAGGUCAUAUCAUCACCAUGAGGAGACCAGAGAGCAGCACAAUGACAGAGCCUGGAGGUGGCAGCAUCAGCAUUUAAAGACCAUAUGGUGGCAUAAUGACAAAAGGUGGCAGCAGCAGCAUGAGGGCCAUGCCAACUGAGGGUUGAGUCUGAGGAACCCACCGACUGUUGACUGGGGUGUCGGAUUUAAUAGAAGUUUACCAUGAAUGAAAUGAUGGACAUGAACGUGUCUGUGAAAUGGAUUCCUGAGAAACCCAUCUACAAAAAUCAGACUGAUCAAGAAGGGAACAUAUCCUAUGUAGACUUUUAUCUUCAUCGACCCUCGGUGGCAGCAGUGUUCAUCAUCUCAUACUUGCUCAUCUUUAUCUCAUGCAUGAUAGGCAAUGGAAUAGUGUGCUUUAUUGUUCUCAGUAGCAAGCAUAUGAGAACAAUUACCAAUCUUUUCAUCUUGAAUCUCGCUGUCAGUGAUUUGUUAGUUGGGAUCUUCUGCAUGCCGACUACCUUAAUAGACAACAUCAUUGCAGGUUGGCCUUUUGGAAAUACAGUAUGUAAAAUGAAUGGAAUGGUUCAGGGAAUUUCUGUUUCUGCCUCAGUCUUUACAUUGGUGGCAAUAGCUGUGGACAGAUUCCGUUGCAUUGUUUAUCCUUUCAAGCAGAAGCUGACCACAUCCACAGCUGUUGUUAUCAUCGCAGUCAUCUGGGUGCUGGCGAUUGCUAUCAUGUUUCCAUCUGCAGUUAUGUCUCAUGCAGUAGAAGCUAGACAAUUUCGAGUAAUACUUGGCAUUAACAAUCAAACAGGACCCAUAUAUUGGUGUCAAGAAAACUGGCCUAAUCCACAGAUGAGAAAAAUCUACACAACAGUUCUGUUUUCUAACAUUUACCUUGCUCCUCUCUCUCUCAUCGUAAUAAUGUAUGCCAGAAUAGGUAUUACUCUGUUUAAGAGUGAACUAAAUAUUGAAAAUAAGAAUCACCAACAGCAAAGGCAUGCCAUCUCCAGACGGAAGCAGAAAGUCAUUAAAAUGCUUAUUAUCAUUGCUUUGCUUUUUAUAUUGUCUUGGCUGCCUUUGUGGACCCUGAUGAUGCUCUCUGACUAUGCCAACUUGACAGAAAAUCAGAAACGAAUCAUACAUAUUUAUAUCUAUCCAUUUGCACACUGGUUGGCUUUUUCUAAUAGCAGUAUCAAUCCCAUCAUAUAUGGUUUCUUCAAUGAGAACUUCAGACGUGGUUUCCAAGCAGCCUUCAAACUUCAGCUGUGCACAGAAGAAAUAGAAAGGAGAACAAUGUAUUCACAUAGGGCACAGGGAAACGCCAUAUUACCAACAACUUCCCAAAAUCCCGGGCGACAAGAAUCAGCAUUCGAAAAGCAAAGCAGCGACGAUAAGGAAUCUGAUAAAAGAAAACCAUUGACAAGUGACCAAGACUUGAUUAUGGAAGACUUAGAAAAAAUGUCUAAUAACAAUGGGAUUCAGAAAGAUAUGUUGUGAGAAAUGAUAAGGAGCCUCUCCAGAAUUGACGCAUGAAUUGCAUUUGUAAAAUGUCCAUUUUUAAUAUGUAUUUCUCAAAUCCGGAAUGUAUGUACACGAUGUACAUUUUUUUGCUCACCAAUAGACAUGUUUUUUGUACGGCGCUUUGUACAACCAUCACAUUGAAUGCCUCUAUAUGAUGUGAGUUUUUAUGCAAUAACUCUUCUCAAGCUAAUGUAAAUACAUCUGUCAGUAUUUUUGUUAAAGUAUGACAUGCACUAUAUUAUGUAAAAUGUAACUGGGUAUAUUAAAAUUUUAUAC
This is a messenger RNA of Hyla sarda, 2164 nucleotides long. It is a transcript of the gene NPFFR2, whose product is annotated as neuropeptide FF receptor 2. The transcript has 5 exons. NCBI's taxonomy places the organism in Eukaryota, Metazoa, Chordata, Amphibia, Anura, Hylidae. The coding region runs from base 584 to 1864 and encodes 426 amino acids. The record is from RefSeq and is a predicted model, not a curated record. Gene Ontology annotation, biological process: regulation of cAMP-dependent protein kinase activity; regulation of MAPK cascade; G protein-coupled receptor signaling pathway. Gene Ontology annotation, cellular component: membrane. Gene Ontology annotation, molecular function: neuropeptide receptor activity; peptide binding; opioid receptor binding.